AUGAGGCGGUGAGUGAAAAGAGGAACUGAUUAAAAGAUUGGUUAAUCGAUUUGGAAAGCCAAGGGAAAAUACUUUUUAGAAGAAAAAGGAAAUCUUUUUUUGCAGGUGCAACUUCUCCUCGAACGACGAGCUCAUAAUUAUGAAUCACGUUUGCACUUUUCACGCCGGACAGCCCCUUCCGCCGAACCUAAUUUUCAGCCACAUCGACGCCAAUUGCACUGGUGGCGAUUGGGAAAGUCCGUUCGAUACGCAUAAUAUCUGAUUUUCGAGAAAAUGUUUAGGCUGAAGAAACAUUUCUACUUCCAAAAGCGUAGUAGAGUCCCUAGACAAGAAAACUACGCCUGAAAAAGAUCGUUUGAUACGAAGAAAUCCCGGAUUAUCAAAGUCUUCAGCCUGAAAAAAAGCAUUUUCCUGUUUCUAAAGCUUGUUUGACGCGUCUUGAAUCUUUCUGUUUGCCUGCGUCUCUCUGUUCCCUAUCCGGCAAGGUCAGAGAAACAUGAAAAUAGUACGUCGAGGUGAGAUGGGCCACCGAGAGAUGAGGGGGGCGCAGAGAAAAACAGCAGUUUCAAGUGGCGAAACACGGAAAAGAAAACGUAAAAGUUGAAUUUUGGUUCCUGAGAAUGUUCUAUCAAGGGCCUUGAAAUUCGCUUAUAAGAGUAGACCUAAGUUUUGAAGCAACACCGGUAACCUGUCAUUUUUUCAGAUUGUAUCCUAUCUAGAAAACAGUCGCAUUUCCAUUGCACCCAGUGUCGGAAGGUCUUUUUUCUUUUGCUUUUUUUUGAACCUGGAAAUUUUUCAGAUAUUUUUUAGCCUUCGCCAGCACCUAGUAUGUCCGCCUCAGACUCCACCAACUUCAACUACAGCCUCGAAUCCUGAGGUCGGGCUGAGAGUUCUGCUGAUACUGUUAAUUUCUCAGGCUCAGGUAUGCUCCAGACCUUUCUGCAAGCUGAAGAAGAAGAGCCAUUUUCACUGCAAGUACUGCGACCAAGGAUUUUCCAAUCCUUCGAAACUUCUGCAUCACGCCCAGCGGCACAAGUUUGGAGUCGAAUUGUUUUUGGACGGAUCAAAAGGAAAGUUCAGACCUGCAAGGAGCUCUCCCCUUGAUGUUGGCGUUGUCUAG
Messenger RNA from Caenorhabditis auriculariae, 1120 nucleotides. Lineage: Eukaryota; Metazoa; Nematoda; Chromadorea; Rhabditida; Rhabditidae. The record is from the annotation of a GenBank genome assembly.